CUAGGCAUACAGACUGCUUCUACAAACAUUUGUAAAAGAAUGGGUCGCUCUCAGGACCUCAGUGAAUUCAAGCGUGGUACCGUUAUAGGUUGCCACCUGUGCAAUAAGUCCAUCCGUGAAAUUUCCUUGCUACUAAAUAUUCCACGGUCAACUGUUAAUGGUAUUAUAACAAAGUGGAAGCAACUGGGAACAACAGCAACUCCGCCAUGAAGUGCACUGGACUCUAGAGCAGUGGAGACGUGUUGAUUGGAGUGAUGAAUCUUGCUUCUGUCUGGCAAUCCAAUGGAUGUGUCGGGAUUUGGUGGUAGCCAGAACGGUACUUGCCUGACUGCAUUGUGCCAAUUGUAA
Messenger RNA from Staurois parvus, 348 nucleotides. NCBI's taxonomy places the organism in Eukaryota, Metazoa, Chordata, Amphibia, Anura, Ranidae. The record is from the annotation of a GenBank genome assembly.